GACAAAAUGGAGGAGGAAAUUGCUGUGGUUGGCAUCGGAUGCAACUUCCCUGGCGGGGAAGGACUGGACAGUUUCUGGAAGGUUCUUCUGGAGGGGAGGAACUGUGUGACGGAUAUACCAGAGGAGAGGUUUGACACUACGGGCUGGUUCUCUCCUGACGGUACCAGACCUGGUCGCACACAGGCCACCAGAGCCGCUCUCAUAGACGGGUUCAAUGAGUUUGACCACCGGUUCUUUGGCUUGGCCGAAGCCGAGGCCGACUGCAUGGACCCCCAGCAGAAGCUGCUGCUCCAGUGUGCCUUCAGGGCCUUAGAAGACUCUGGAACGCCCUUGGAGACGGCCCGCGGAAGCAGGACCGGCGUCUAUAUAGGGCUUAUGAAUAGGGACUACGAGACCAUCGUCAACAACGACGCCGACGCCGUUAACCAUUACAGCGCCACGGGGGCGGCCAUGAGCAUCGCCGCCAACAGGAUCUCCUUCACCUUUGAUCUCACGGGGCCGUCCUUCGCCAUCGACAGCGCCUGCUCCUCCUCGCUGGUGGCGCUGCAUUCAGCAUGCCAGGGCAUCCGGCAAGGAGACUGUGAGAUGGCCCUGUGUGGAGGGGUCAGCUGUAUCAUCGAGCCACGCAUGUUUGUGGCACUCAGCAAGGCCAAGAUGAUCUCACCGGACGGUAUCAGCAAGCCGUUCUCCAGCAGAGCAGACGGCUACGGCAGAGGAGAGGGCUGUGGAGUGGUGCUGCUGAAGCCCCUUAAAGAUGCUCUGAGAGACUUCAACAAUAUUUGGGGCAUCAUCAGCAAAACUGCAGUAAACCAAGAUGGCCGCUCCGUCACUCCCAUCACUAAACCCUCGAUGAGCCAACAAGAGGAGCUUCUGCGCAGGAUCUACUCCCAGUCCGACCUGGCGAUGGUCCAGUACAUAGAGGCCCACGGCACCGGGACCCCGGCAGGAGACCCCACAGAGGCGGGCAGCAUCUCCAAUGCCAUCGCAAAAGCCAAACCUUCCGGCUCAGAGAAGCUUCGCAUCGGUUCAGUAAAGAGCAACAUCGGACACACGGAAUCAGCCGCGGGAGUGGCAGGUCUCAUCAAGGUCCUCCUGAUGAUGAAGCAUGAAACCAUCGUCCCGUCUGUGUUCUACUCCGAGGACAGCGGCAGUGUGGAUGCAGCUGCACUCAACAUAAAGAUCCCCACAGAGCCAGAGAGGUGGGAGUCCAGUGGACCAUCGGUGAGAGUGGCUGGGAUCAACAGCUUUGGGUUUGGAGGCACCAACGCCCAUGCAAUUGUAAAAGACUACAGACAAACCUUGAUCCCAAAGUCCAUAAAUAUACAUGGUAAAGAACCCUUUGUGAUUUCUGCAGCCUCUGAUAAAUCACUUAUGCUGACCAUUGCAGAUGUUUCCCAGAGGCUUUCCAGAGAUCGUUCAAUUGACCUGAAUUCCCUAUUGUAUACCUCAGCCUGCAGGAGAAGUCAUUAUAAACACAAAUACAGGAAGGUCUUCCUAGUGUCCUCAAUUCUGGAUUUAGAGCAACAACUUGCAUCUGCACAGAACAAGAAGGCCGACUCCACCAAGCCGGACACACGAGUGGUGUUUGUGUUUUGUGGUAACGGAGUCACAUCCCGGGGAAUGUGCAAGCAGCUCUUUGAAGAGGAGCCGAAGUUCAGAGAGAAGGUCAGAGAGGUUGAAAAACUCUUCCAGGGUUUCAAAAAAAUCAGCAUCAACCAAAAGAUUACAGAUGAUGAGGACAACGAUGAUUUCACAAAGCCUGAUGUAAUCCAACCACUGCUCUUUGCCGUUCAAGUUGGCAUUGGCAGUCUUCUGAAACAUUGGGGCAUCAAGGCUGACGUGGUGCUUGGACACUCUGUCGGAGAGGUUGCUGCAGCUCACUAUUCAGGCCUCCUUACUCUGGAGGAGGCUGUGAAAGUGGUGCACUACCGAUCCUCUCUCCAGAGCAGAGUCACCGGAGGCAAAAUGCUUGUCAUCAGUAAUCUGCCUGUUGCCAAAGUCUUGGAGAUCCUCCCAGCCUACUCUGGGAAGGUUUGUAUUGCAGCUUUCAACAGUCCUCUGUCCUGCACUCUGUCGGGCAAUGCAGAUGCCAUUAUGGCUCUCCACAAGAGGCUGGAAGCCAUGGUUACAGACACAAACCUCUUCCUCCAUAUCUUGGAUGUCCAAGCUGCAUACCAUAGUCACAUGAUGGACCCCAUUCUAGAUGACAUUGAGCAAAACAUAAACCGUCUGGCUGUAGGACAUAUGGACUGUGAGCUUUACUCCACUGUGACUGGGGACAAGUGUUCGGAUGGAGAUUUUACCACAGGCCGCUACUGGGUAAAGAACAUAAGGGAGCCGGUUUUAUUUGAACAAACCCUGAAAGCUUUGACCAGAAACACACAACAAGCGAGAAGGCAUCUGGUCUUUGUGGAGAUUGGACCUCGCAGAGCUCUGCAGAGGAACAUUCUGGAGACUCUCGGAGAGGACACUAUGGUCCUUACAUCAGUUCAGCCACAGAGGGCUUCUGAGUCCAUGUCGUCCACAGUGUCCCGACUAUUCGAACUGGGUCUUCAUGUCGACUGGCAUCAGUUUUAUGGUGGUAGAGAGACAUUGCCCACAGAGUGUCCAGUAUACCAGUUCGAUAACUUGAAGAAAGAGUUGCAGUUUAAAGCCAGAAGAAAAGAAAAUGAAUCAACCAUAUUUUCUCACCAUCUCCUUGUAUCCAAAACACUGAACGGGGGUAACAGAGAGUACAAGUUCAACAUCUCCUCUGAGACUUCCCCUUAUCUUUGGCAACAUAAGAACAAUGGUGUUGCCAUCGCACCAGGAUCACUAUAUGUUGAGCUCGCUUUUGCCUCAAUAAUGGAAAGUCUGAGCAAGGCAAAGAUACCAAGCACAAAACUUCUUGUGAGUUUAUCUUUUAACAAUCUACUCGCACUAAACUCUAACUCGCAACCAAUCCAAGUAACUCUGGAGCAUCGGAAGAAUGAGGGUACAUUUUGUAUAGUGUCUUCUUCAGCAUCACAUGCAUCAGGCACAUAUCACAUGACAUCCAGCCAGCUGCUGCUAGAAGAACAAACCAUUAACCCUGGAGUCAUUCGGCAAAGGUGUGAAUCAGUCAUCGACAGAGAAGAGAUCUACUCGCUUCUUUCUCAAGCCGGGUUUGAGUAUGGUUUUGUGUUCAGACAGCUCGAAGAAGUGCAUUUUGGAACCCAGUCCAAGGAAGCAGUGACAACUGUUUGGGUUCCUGAUGAGAUUGCGUCACAGCUGCAGCAGUUCUUCCUCCAUCCAGUGGUGAUGGACUAUUUCCUCCAAAUGACAGCAGUAGUAGCAACCAAAGGCGAAUCUCCCAGGCAGGGAUUCCCCACGGCUGUGGGUUGCAUCGCCAUGUCAGCGCCACUUCAGCAGGAAAUGCUCAUCUACUUAAGAGCCACUCAAGAAACCCAAGAGUUCAUUGAAGUAUGUGGUUGCUUUGCGAGUAAAGACGGGGCAGUGCUGGUGGAACUUAAGGACGUAAGGAUUUCCUUUUUGAGCGAUGGGGCCGAUGUUGUGGAGACCUUGUUCUUCCAAAACAAAAUCAUCUCGACUACUGAAGAGCUCGCCUUGAAUCGUCAAAAGAAGGCUCUGGUAUUUGAAGACCAAUUAGGGGUUGCUAAAGCUCUAAGUCCAUAUCUACAUCCUGAAUCAAUCUUCAUUACCAACAAAGAGCAGUGGUUAUCAAACAAGCUUCAGUACCUUGUUCUUCGCUCACAGAACACUGAAGACGAGUUAGAGGAGGUUUUAUUCAUGUGUGGAGCUCAGGAUGUGAGUCAUCUUUCCCCUGAGAAUGUAUCGUCCUCCUUGGUGGGCUGCUGUGAGCUGUUCCGAGAGGUGGUUCUUGCCUUAAAGGAAAGAAAACGCCCUUGCACGGUCCGGGUCAUAACCUAUAGAGCUGCAGAAAGGACCGUGGACCACAUCAGUCCCGGCUUUGUACUCUCUGGCAUGUUGAGAGCUUGUGCUGCUGAGGUCACAGAGCUCUCCUUCCAGCUGGUUGACCUGGCGUCUCUGUCCGGUGAAGACAUUCAAACCCUGGUGCACGUCAUAAACACCUGCAGACACCAGGAGGUCCUGAUCUGCCAGGGUCAUGCUUCUUUUACAAGAAUAGCAAGAUCUCCCAUAAGUGAUGCCACAUUCACAUGUGCUGUACCUCCAAGGGACUUUGUCCUGAUGACAGCUGAUCCUUAUCGAAUGCUAAACUUGUCUGCCAUGCCUACCGAGGCUCUAACCAGUCCAGUCCAAGAUAGGUCAGUGGAGGUCCAGCUCACCAAAUUAUGCACACAUUCAUCUGAUUACUUCCCUGUAAGCACUUUUCAUCUAGACUUUGGCGAGACAAUGUAUUGGAACAAGCACACCUCCCAGAAUCAUACGCUUCUUGCUUUGGAUUUCAGCGGCAUUGUGACCGCAACAGGAAGUCGGGUAGACAAGCUGAAAGUGGGAGACCACGUAGCAUGUUGCUAUCCGGUGGGCGCCACCUCCAAGGUAGUCGUACCCGAAGCAGCGUGCUAUGACACGGAUACACUCGGAUUCCUGAGGGAGACACCCUGCUUGUCCUACUUUGUUCUGGCCUGGGAGGUCUUAGAAAUAAUUACGCCCCUUGGUAAACACCAGACGAGGUUGGCCAUCAUCUCCUCCAAACCAGCCUCCGGUUUGCUGGAGGUUUUGGUUUGGACGGCUAACAAGGCGGGGUGGCGCAUCGUCUGUAGGCCACAGUUCACAAGUGACCUUCUGAAAAGCGAUCGCUGCGAUGCAUUUGUAUUCCUGCCACCUUAUAACCAGUCUUGGUGUGGAAUUUGUAAAACGGGGGCGAAUUUGGAGAGUCAUAUGAUCUUUGUGUGUAAUGAUCAAAUGUCUUCAGCAUUAGAACACAUCUUCUCAUGGGAAAGUGAAGAAACUCAUGUGCACAAACUAAAUGUUUCCCAUGUGUUUCAGCGGUCCAAUCUCAAACGACAGAAAAGGAAGAUAUUUCACUGGCUACUCUCUCUAGGCUUGAAUAACAUGGAUCUUAAAAGGGCCACAUUUCAGUUAUCAGGGACACAAAAUAGUCAGACAUGUGAAGAUGUUGAGUCCUACUUCACGACUGGCACCAUUCAGCAGGUGGCUUUGGACCAUGGUGGCCCAAUGUCACAGGACUGUCCUUUGUCUGUUAUUCCUUUUCUUAUGAAACCAGAGCCUCUAUUUAAGAAAAACGGCAUCUACAUCGUCACCGGAGGACUCUCCGGCUUGGGACUGGAGACGGUCAAAUUCAUCGCCCAUCAGGGCGGAGGUUGUAUCAUAACUCUAUCCAGAAGAAACAUCUCCCCCGAAAUCCAAACAGAAAUGGAAACCCUCCAGAAGAGAUGUGGCAUGACUGUCAUGAGCAUCCAAUGUGAUGUUUCUCUUUCUACACAGGUAGAGGAAGCUAUCACAACUAUUGUUCAGAGUUUUCCCGCAUGGUCGAUCAAAGGAGUAUUCCACAGUGCAGCUGUUCUGCACGACGCUCUAAUUGAAAACCUGGACCGAUCUCUCUUUCAAAAAGUGUUCAGGCCAAAAGUGAAUGGAGUCCUCAACCUUCACUAUGCUACACUACAUAACAAACUCGACUACUUUGUGUGUUACUCCUCCAUAUCCUCCUUCAUCGGCAACGCCUCGCAGUGCAACUACUCAGCUGCAAACUCCUUCCUGGACAUGUUCUGUCAUUAUCGGAGAAACCUGGGACUGGCAGGGCAGUCCAUCAACUGGGGACCAUUGAACCUGGGACUCCUCUUGAACAAAGACCACUUCCAACGGUUCCUGGAGACCAAGGGGAUGAGGAUUAUGGAUGUCAUGGAGGUUCACAAAUCACUGGAGAAGUGUCUCCAGAUGAAUUACCCACAGCAGGUGGUCUGCAAGUUCAACUUCAGCACUCUAAGAGGCCACGUUCUCUCCCAGAACUCUUCCCUGAGAGAACGCCUGGCAGAUCUGUUAGAGUUUGAACUGACCGACGACCUGCCCAUCGAGCCAAAGCUUCAACCUUUGUCUUUGUUACACAAGAAUUUGAGGAACAUGCUGAGCAAGAUUAGCAAUGUUUUCACAGAUGAGUUGGACGAUGAUGUGACUCUGAGUUCUCUGGGCAUCGACUCUAUGCUGGCCAUGACUCUGCAGAACCAGCUGUUCCAAGAUACAGGUGUGACCGUUCCUCUGGUGAGAAUACUGGAUCCCAAAAGCACACUGACGACACUGAUAACCAUUUUGAGCAAUCGUGCAUAGGAAAGAGGAAUCAAAUGAGUACCAACCAAUCCAGAGUGCUUAUCCUAAGUGACUUGCAGUGAAAUAUUUAAGAAACAUGUCUUUAAGAAGCAGGUAGGGGUUAGCUUCUGGUUUAGGGAUCACUACUGGUAAACUGUACAUUUGCAUCAAACCUAGCAACUUUUGACUAAACAUUACCCUAUCCCUAACCCUAACCUUUUGAAUAAAGAGAAAUGAUUUGUUAUUUGUACUGAUUUGUAUAUGUAUUGUGUUAUGAUUUAAGUCUUUGAUAAAAGUCUUGUUUAUUGUAUUGCUUUGUAUACUUGUCAAUUAGAUGUUGUUAUAUCGAUUAUUUUGGUAAGCUACAGUAAUUCUAGUGUUGUGUAGAGUGCUUGAAGACAUGUACUGAAACUACUG
This is a messenger RNA of Gadus chalcogrammus (walleye pollock), 6642 nucleotides long. It is a transcript of the gene pks1, whose product is annotated as polyketide synthase 1. Bases 7 to 6246 code for a protein of 2079 amino acids. Gene Ontology annotation, biological process: fatty acid biosynthetic process. NCBI's taxonomy places the organism in Eukaryota, Metazoa, Chordata, Actinopteri, Gadiformes, Gadidae. Gene Ontology annotation, molecular function: 3-oxoacyl-[acyl-carrier-protein] synthase activity; fatty acid synthase activity. The record is from RefSeq and is a predicted model, not a curated record. The transcript is spliced from 6 exons.